AGAGGAUGAGAAUAGGUGAGAAAUGAAAGAAAAUGAAGGAGGAAAAAGAUUGAGGAGGCGCAAGAGUAGGAACCGCAGAAUGCUCAAUACCAAAAACUCAAGGCGCAUAUUUAGCUGAAUAAACAAAAAAAACACACAACACUCUCUUUCUCUUUCUCUUUCUCUUUUUCUCUCUUGUUUCUCUCACCACUCUUCUUCAAUCUUGGACCACUCUCUUCUUCCUUCCUUCCCUGUGUCCUGUCCUGUCAUUCCAUCUUCUUCCUUGGAAUUCAGCAUGAACAGGACUCAGGAUCAAAGGUCAAGGCCUGCUAAGCCCGCCACCAUUCAUGCCUAUGCUCUUUCUGGGGACCUUGUUGGACUCCAGAGGCUACUUCGGGAUAACCCUUCUCUUCUCAAUGAGAGAAACCCUGUUAUGGCACAGACACCACUUCAUGUUUCUGCCGGUCACAAUAGGGCUGACAUAGUUAAGUUUCUUCUUGAUUGGCAAGGACCAGAUAAGGUUGAGAUGGAGGCCAAGAAUAUGUAUGGAGAAACUCCUUUGCACAUGGCAGCAAAAAAUGGAUGUAGUGAUACUGCACGGUUACUUCUUGCUCAUGGUGCUGUUGUUGAAGCAAGAGCAAAUAAUGGUAUGACACCUUUACACCUUGCUGUGUGGUACUCGCUACGAGCAGAAGAAGAUAUCUCGGCAGUGAAAACAUUGCUCGAAUACAAUGCUGAUUGCAGUGCUAAGGAUGAUGAGGGGAUGACUCCUUUAAAUCAUCUUUCCCAAGGCCCUGGAACUGAGAAGCUCAGGGAAUUAUUACACUGGCAUCUUGAUGAGCAGAGGAAGAAACGAGCCAUUAAAGCCUGCAGUGAAACAAAAUCUAAAAUGGAUGAGCUCGAAAAGGAACUAACUAACAUUGUGGGUCUUAAUGAUCUAAAAGUACAGCUACGCAAGUGGGCAAAGGGCAUGCUUUUGGAUGAGAGGCGCAGAGCUCUUGGUCUGCAUGUUGGCACAAGAAGACCCCCUCACAUGGCCUUUCUUGGAAAUCCUGGAACAGGUAAAACUAUGGUAGCAAGGAUCCUUGGAAGAUUACUCCACAUGGUGGGAAUUCUACCUACUGAUAACGUGACAGAAGUGCAGCGAACUGAUUUAGUUGGUGAAUUUGUUGGUCACACUGGUCCUAAAACCAGGCGAAAGAUCAAGGAAGCAGAGGGGGGGAUUCUUUUCGUCGAUGAAGCUUAUAGACUGAUACCGAUGCAGAAGAGUGAUGAUAAGGACUACGGGUUGGAAGCCUUAGAGGAGAUUAUGUCUAUCAUGGACAGUGGAAAAAUUGUUGUAAUAUUUGCUGGGUACAGUGAACCAAUGAAACGAGUAAUUGCUUCUAAUGAAGGUUUCUGUAGAAGGGUCACCAAGUUUUUCCAAUUUAAUGAUUUCAAUUCAGAAGAACUUGCACAAAUCCUUCACAUCAAGAUGAGUAACUUAGCAAAAGAUAGUUUGCUCUAUGGAUUUAGGUUGCAUCCCUCUUGCAACCUAAAAGCUAUAGCAGAAUUGAUAGAAAGGGAAACAACAGAGAAGCAGCGUAAGGAGACAAAUGGCGGUUUGAUAGAUACCAUGUUGGUUAAUGCCAGGGAAAAUUUGGAUUUGAGGCUUAGCUUUGAGUGCAUAGAUACAGAAGAACUUCUUACCAUCACACUGGAAGAUUUAGAAGCAGGUCUUCACCUACUAUCACAUUAAUCAUUCUUUUAGAAUGUUCGGAUUAGCUUCUAUUUUCUUAGAAUCAAUUCUGGCAGCUAGAAGCUUACUCACAGAAGCUUCUCCCCAUAAUUGAUUAUGGAUUUAGAAUUAAUUAUAGAAAUAUUUCCGAACAUGCACAUAGGCAAUUAGAUGUUUGGAGAGGUUCGUGUUUGCUUACCUCAAUAUUCAUCAUUGGCUAUAUUGCAAGUUUGCAAUUGCUCAUUGAAGAGCUUGUCAUGAAUAAGUUUGCCAUAGAAGGUGGAUCAUUUUUUGGGAAGCUUUUUCUUUUCUCCCUGUAAUUGAUAAUGUUAUAUAGGCUCCAUUGGCUCCAUUGAUGCAGCACUUUGCUUUAUUUUUCUAUGUGUAUACAUUGGCUCCAUAGGCUCCAUUGGUUUCAUUGUGUAUUCUUUGUAUGUUAUUCAUUAUUGUAGGACAGUAAUACAUCCCCUCUCUAGUUUGUGGCUGUCCAGAAAUUUUCCAUUAAUAUUAAAUAUUGAAGUUUUGUAAA
Lotus japonicus is the source of this 2225-nucleotide messenger RNA. RefSeq lists its product as uncharacterized. Gene Ontology annotation, molecular function: ATP hydrolysis activity; ATP binding; protein binding. The record is from RefSeq and is a predicted model, not a curated record. NCBI's taxonomy places the organism in Eukaryota, Viridiplantae, Streptophyta, Magnoliopsida, Fabales, Fabaceae. The transcript has 7 exons. The coding region runs from base 275 to 1717 and encodes 480 amino acids.